Molecule: messenger RNA, 726 nt
Organism: Ipomoea nil (Japanese morning glory)
Lineage: Eukaryota; Viridiplantae; Streptophyta; Magnoliopsida; Solanales; Convolvulaceae
Product: protein FAR1-RELATED SEQUENCE 5-like
Exons: 1
Coding region: 1-726 (241 amino acids)
Biological process (GO): regulation of DNA-templated transcription
Molecular function (GO): zinc ion binding
Source: RefSeq, a predicted model, not a curated record
AUGGAGGAGUACAACUUAGCUAGCCACCGGUGGUUCACCAAAUUGUAUUGUGAGCGGGAGUUUUGGAUUCCAGCGUACUUCACAGACAUCCCGAUGAGUGGGUUGCUCCGCACUACGUCUCGAUCUGAAGCAGAGAAUGGCGUCUACGGGAAGUGCACCCGGCCACACUUUAGUCUGGUCGAGUUCUACAUGCAGUACAAGACCGUUUUGGAAACUCAGCGUCUUAAGCAAUCUAAACUGCACUCACAAAGUGAGGGGUACUUGCCUGAUUUGAAAACGCCCUUAGCGUUGGAACGUUAUUUGGCACGGGUAUUCACAAUAACGAUUUUAUAUGAUCUCCAAAAGGAGAUUGAGGCUGCUUGUUUCUAUUGCAAGGUGGUGGGUAUUCGUGAGAUUGAGGGUGUUAUCAGUUACAUCAUUACCGGGGGUUGCACCACGCAAUACACUGUGAACUAUACCCCUAUCGAUGGCAAUGCAUCUUGUAGUUGUAAGAUGUUUGAGAGGUUGGGGCUAGUUUGCCGGCAUAUGUUCUUGGUGUUUAGGGAUGCCCAAAUGGAGAGGUUGCAACCGGCGUGUGUGAUGACACGCUGGUGUAAGGGAAUUGGAGUUAGCGUUUGUUGUGGGCGGUGUGACGUCCAUCCGUCCGAGACUGUUCCUAGCCAACUAUGGAGUGAGAUACACGCAUGCGUCGGGUUAGCAGGGAAUAAUAUAGCCCAUCAGUCAUGA